GGUUUCUGCCCAUCAUCAAAAACACACGCCAAGACUCAAAAAAAAAAGAGGGGAAUCAACCAUUCCCCAAAUCCAUUCCCCUGUAUUUUCUUCAUUCCUUCACUCAACGAAACUCAAACUCUUUUCCUAUUCCCAAAUCCCAAAUCCCAAAUCCCAUUCCCAAAGAUGGUGAAUCUGAUACCCAAAUCCCCAGAAGAAACCACAAUGAAUGAUCAACUACUAGAGAAUGAAACAAAGAGAAUACUAGGGAAUGAGAAUGGGAAAAAGGGAAAGAAGUUUGCAGUUUUACUAUGUGCAGAAGAUUCAGAGUAUGUAAAGAAGAAAUAUGGAGGGUAUUUUGGGGUAUUUGUAAGAAUGUUGGGUGAAGAAGGGGAAAGUUGGGAUGUAUUUAAAGUAGCUAAAGAUGAAUUCCCAAAUGAAAAUGAAAUUAAAAUGUAUGAUGGAUUUGUUAUUACAGGAAGUUGUAGUGAUGCCCAUUCUAAUCAUCUUUGGAUCUCUAAUCUUUUGAUUUUACUUCACAAAUUGGAUUCUCUCAAGAAGAAAGUUUUAGGCAUUUGCUUUGGUCACCAGAUAUUGGGCCGAGCAUUGGGUGGUAGGACUGGGCGGGCUAGUACGGGAUGGGACAUUGGGCUAAGAACAAUUCAAUUUUCACCCUCAUCAAGUACUCUAUUUUCAAAGCACAAAAUUCCUGCUAUGCUCAACAUCAUUGAGUGCCACCAAGAUGAGGUAUUGGAACUUCCUUCAAAAGUUGAGGUAAUUGGUCGAUCGAGCAAAACAUCUAUAGAGAUGUUUAGAUAUGGUGAUCAUAUGAUGGGUAUUCAAGGUCAUCCUGAGUACAACAAGGACAUUGUUCUUCACUUGAUUGAUCGCCUUCUUCAAAGGAACUUAAUUAUGGUGAAUGUAUUUGCAUGGAUUGGCAGGAAGCACAUGCUAAUGAAGUGAGGGGCAAGUUCGUGGAGUCGCAUGAUCCAGACAAAGAAGCAUGGAGAAAGCUUUGUGUCAAUUUUCUCAAGGGAAGAUUGUGAUAAUUAUGCCAUGGUAAAUCAUAUCAUAAUUAAAUAAUUAAAUAAAAAAAAUUAGAAGCAAAAAUUAAAUAAUUGAAGAAUGAGAAGAUUUCUUGGGGUAUAUAUAAUUAAUAAUAUUAUGAAAUGACCUACUACUUGAUUACUUGUAGUAUUAUUAGUGGUAGUAGAGCUAGAUGGUAUAAUUAAUUAAGAGGAAUGAACUAGGGUUAUUUAUUAGGUAUUACCGAAAAUUUUCUAGAGGGGUUUGCUUUGAUUUAUUCCAUGAGUGAUGGAGCAAAAUGUAUAACAAACUUGCAAUUAAUGAAUUAAAUUUCUCUC
Messenger RNA from Amaranthus tricolor (Joseph's coat), 1343 nucleotides. Its product is annotated as gamma-glutamyl peptidase 5-like. Gene Ontology annotation, cellular component: cytosol. Lineage: Eukaryota; Viridiplantae; Streptophyta; Magnoliopsida; Caryophyllales; Amaranthaceae. The coding region runs from base 166 to 942 and encodes 258 amino acids. The transcript has 4 exons. The record is from RefSeq and is a predicted model, not a curated record.